AUUAACCUACAUACCACGAUAAGUCAGCGCGCGCGCAAGCUACAACCUGAGUGCGCGCGCCCCCUGACGCCACAAAGUGUAUUUAUUUGUACUAUCGCGAGAGUUAGUAACGGCGUUCACGCGGCCAGCGUGCACGAGCACCGUGAAGCGUGUCUUCUGAGACUAUCUUGUCGGAGUUGCAGCGCGAGAGAGGAGCGCGUGGCGCACCGAAACUGCUUCAACAUGGUGCUGCUACACGUGGUGUUUGAGCACGCGGCCGGAUACGCGUUGUUUGCCGUGAAGGAGGUGGAGGAGAUCGGCAUGCUGCUGCCGCAGGUGGAAGAAAGUGUCCUGAACAUCGCGAAGUUCAACAGUGUGGUGAAACUGGCCGCUUUCUUCCCCUUUAAGUCUGCUCAGUCUGCCUUGGAAAACAUCAACGCCAUUUCCGAAGGAGUCGUCCAUGCUGAUCUUAAGCUGUUUUUGGAGACAAACUUGCCUUCAGGAGGCAAGAAGAAGGUGAUGUUGGGGGUGGCUGAUGGCAAGAUCGGCGCAGCGCUGCAGGAGGAACUGGGCGUGUCCAUCCAGACUGGUGGGGUUGUGGCAGAGAUUCUCAGAGGUGUGCGCUUGCACUUUCACUCUCUAGUCAAGGGCCUCACGGCUCAGGCUGCAUCCAAAGCACAGCUUGGUCUGGGUCACAGUUAUUCUCGGGCUAAGGUCAAGUUCAACGUAAACAGGGCAGACAACAUGAUCAUCCAGUCCAUUGCCCUGCUUGAUCAGCUGGACAAGGACAUCAACACGUUCUCCAUGCGUGUUCGUGAGUGGUACGGUUACCACUUUCCUGAGCUGAUCAAGAUAGUCAGUGAAAAUGCCACAUACUGCAAGCUGGCCAAGUUUAUCGGGAACAGGAAGGAGCUGAGCGAGGAGAGCCUGGAGGCUCUGGAGGAGAUCACAAUGGACAGUGCAAAAGCCCAGGCAAUCCUGGAAGCAUCCCGCUCAUCUAUGGGAAUGGACAUCUCCCCCAUCGACCUUAUCAACAUUGAAAGUUUCUCCAGCAGAGUCGUGUCCCUCACUGCUUACAGACUGGAGCUGCAAGAGUACCUGCGUUCCAAAAUGUCUCAGGUGGCCCCCAAUCUGGCCGCCCUCAUCGGUGAAGUGGUUGGCGCUCGUCUCAUCUCCCAUGCUGGAAGCCUGACAAACCUGGCCAAGUAUCCGGCCUCUACAGUGCAGAUCCUCGGAGCAGAGAAGGCCCUGUUCAGGGCACUGAAGACGAGAGGAAACACCCCAAAGUACGGUCUGAUUUUCCACUCCACCUUCAUUGGCCGUGCUGCCGCCAAGAAUAAGGGGCGCAUCUCGCGUUACCUCGCUAAUAAGUGCACUAUCGCCUCUCGGAUCGACUGCUUCGCUGAGGUUCCUACCAGCGUGUUUGGAGAUAAACUGAGAGACCAGGUUGAAGAACGGCUGGCGUUUUACGAGACCGGCGAAACGCCAAGGAAGAACUUGGAUGUCAUGAAAGAGGCUGUUGCAGAGGCCACUGAAGUGGCAGCAGAGAUCAAGCGCAAAAUUGAGAAGAAGGAGAAGAAGAAAAGGAAGCGUGAGAAGAGAAAACUAGAAGCUCUCUCUACAGCCGAGGGAGAGGAUGAAGAGGUUGAGGUUAAGAAAGCCAAGUCUAAUGGAGAUGCCGAGACACAAGAAAACGGAGAAGCUGAGGUGACGGACAAGAAAAAGAAGAAAAAGAAGGGAGAAGCAAAGGAGGAGGAAGAGGUGUUGACCAACGGUGUGGAAGAAGCAACUCCUCAGAAAAAGAAAAAGAAACGAAAGAGUGAGGCUGUCGAACCUGAGCCAGAGGUGGAGGAGGAAGCAGAGGCUCCUGAACCUGAGCAGACUGAGAAGAAAAAGAAGAAAAAGAAAAAGAAGACUGAUGAAUAAGGAUCCAUCCUCUAAUAAUGAACUUUUUUUUUUUUUUUUUUUUA
Molecule: messenger RNA, 1949 nt
Organism: Hemibagrus wyckioides
Lineage: Eukaryota; Metazoa; Chordata; Actinopteri; Siluriformes; Bagridae
Gene: nop56
Product: NOP56 ribonucleoprotein homolog
Exons: 12
Coding region: 223-1905 (560 amino acids)
Cellular component (GO): small-subunit processome; box C/D methylation guide snoRNP complex
Molecular function (GO): snoRNA binding
Source: RefSeq, a predicted model, not a curated record